UCACUCCCAUUCACAGACCCUAAAAAGUUAAACCAAAGAAGAAGAAAUGGAGGUGGAAACGGAGAUGACGAACAACGUGAUGUGUCUAUUGACGGACCCGGAAGGGACUCCGUUAGGAGCUCCCAUGUAUCUUCCUCAGAACGCUGGUCCGCAGCAGCUCCAACAAAUCGUUAAUAAGCUUCUCAACAACGAGGAGAAAUUACCGUAUGCUUUUUAUAUAUCAGAUCAAGAACUGCUUGUGGCCCUUGGAACUUACUUAGAGAAACACAAAGUUUCUGUGGAGAAGGUGCUGUCGAUAGUUUAUCAACCACAAGCUAUUUUCAGAAUUCGUCCGGUGAAUCGUUGUUCAGCUACAAUUGCUGGUCAUACGGAAGCUGUGCUUUCUGUAGCUUUUAGUCCUGAUGGGCGACAGUUGGCAAGUGGUUCGGGUGAUACCACCGUUCGAAUAUGGGACCUCAAUACCCAGACACCAAUGUACACAUGCACAGGACACAAGAAUUGGGUUCUUUGUAUAGCUUGGUCACCUGAUGGAAAGCACCUUGUGAGUGGGAGCAAGGCUGGAGAACUUCAAUGUUGGGAUCCGGAGACAGGAAAGCCAUCAGGCAAUCCACUCACCGGUCACAAGAAAUGGAUUACUGGUAUCUCUUGGGAGCCAAUCCACUUGAAUUCUCCUAGUCGUCGCUUUGUAAGUUCUAGCAAAGAUGGCGAUGCACGCAUAUGGGACGUUACUUUGAGGAAAUGUGUUAUUUGUCUUAGCGGCCACACACUUGCAGUGACUUGUGUGAAAUGGGGUGGAGAUGGAGUGAUAUACACAGGCUCUCAGGAUUGUACUAUAAAAGUCUGGGAAACUACACAAGGGAAACUGAUUCGUGAACUGAAGGGUCAUGGACAUUGGGUUAAUUCCCUUGCAUUGAGCACCGAAUAUGUUCUUCGGACUGGAGCUUUUGAUCAUAUGGGCAAACAGUAUUCCUCUCAUGAGGAAAUGAAGAAGGUUGCACUGGAGAGGUAUAACAAAAUGAAAGGCAAUGCUCCUGAAAGAUUGGUUUCAGGAUCUGAUGAUUUUACCAUGUUCCUCUGGGAACCUGCUGUCAGCAAACACCCCAAAACUCGCAUGACAGGUCAUCAACAGCUUGUGAACCAUGUUUACUUUUCACCUGAUGGGCAAUGGGUGGCAAGUGCCUCAUUUGAUAAGUCUGUCAAGUUAUGGAAUGGUACAACAGGGAAAUUCGUUGCUGCUUUUCGGGGCCAUGUUGGGCCUGUUUAUCAGAUCAGCUGGUCUGCAGAUAGUAGGCUUCUCUUAAGUGGUAGAAAAGAUUCCACACUGAAGGUCUUUGCUGUUGAUUGGAGUCCAGAUGAUGAGAAAGUUGUCUCUGGUGGUAAGGACAGAAUCGUAUCUCUGGAUGUUCUAUUUGUGUUGGAGGACGAGUUGGUUGAUGACUUAUAG
Molecule: messenger RNA, 1444 nt
Organism: Pistacia vera
Lineage: Eukaryota; Viridiplantae; Streptophyta; Magnoliopsida; Sapindales; Anacardiaceae
Product: notchless protein homolog
Exons: 13
Coding region: 47-1444 (465 amino acids)
Biological process (GO): ribosomal large subunit assembly
Cellular component (GO): nucleolus
Molecular function (GO): protein binding
Source: RefSeq, a predicted model, not a curated record